AUGACGCCGCCAACCACUGCUCCGACUUAUCCAACGCCGCCCACUAGUGGAUACAACGUUACUUUUUCGAUGUAUCUGAUCGAAAGUAUGAUGACGAUGGAUAUGAGCAGGUGUUAUUAUUUGAAUCAGACCAAACAAAUUGUCUACGAAACCUUAAAAGGUCUGGACGACUCGGUCGGAGUCACAUUUUUAACGUAUGGAAAAACGGGAGAAUCGGCCUCGAUGACCGAUAUGAUGUCCCGAGCUCAAGCUAUGGAUGCCGUGAUGAAAAUACAAAUGCACGGGAUGAUUAUGGUAGCCAACGAGACUGCUGCCAUGACAGUCCUCGCACGCUCGAAAAUCAGUAGUGAAUUGGUCCAUUUUGUGCCGUGUGCAGAUAUGGCCAUAUCACUACUGGCUUCCAAAAAAAUGUCGACAGAGUUGGUCCACUUCGUCCCGUGUGCUGAUAUGAAGGGAAAACCCGACCCACAUGGAUUGUUCGAUACUGUGUCACUACAAAAACUUCUACUGGUCUCUGCUGAUAUGAAUAAUGAUGAUAUAAUUGCAUAUUACCAAUUGAAACAAAACGAGACGAUUCUGGAUCAAAGUGUUGCUCAAGCGGACCUGGCGAAGUUGUUAGAUCAGAAUUUGCCACCGGCUGUAUCUACAACUACAACUAUGGGCAUGCAAACGACGACCUCAGGAACUACCUCAUCGACGAAGAAAACGAAAAGCACGGCCGGGACUGGAUCGACUGCGACAAGUACUGGUACCUCAAGUCUCGCGACAACUUCCAAAACUAAGGCCACGAAAACUACGACAAGCCCGAAUACGCCAGAACCUACGUCGAAUCUACCACGUUGUCGCACCCUGUUCAUCCUGGAUGGUAGCAACAAGGCUGCGAACGACUUCAACCUCCUCAAAGCCACCUUCAUCAGCGCCGCCUCGGUGGCGUAUAACUCGACCGAGUUUCAAUUUGCCGCUAACGCUUGGGUUUACCAAGACCCACUUGUGGACCUGAAACUACCGGAGAGCUUUAUCUACAACGAUGCAUCUUUUACAACGUUGAUUAAUAGCUAUACAUUUAUGGGAGGUCCAGACUCCGUCAUACAAGCAGUCAAAGCCUUGAAUGAUUGGGUGCUGCAGGACGCUGUUAUUGUGCUUUAUACAAACAGUGACCAAAACGCCAUCAACGAGGCCGGGAAGCUGUAUGACAGACAGUCGCGUACGGUGGUGCUGGAGGGAACGACCACGCCACCCACCACCCCGCCACCUGCACCCUGUAAAGCACUGCUCAUACUCGAUGGCACCUCUUGGGUAUCUUACCCAGCUUUUAACGGUGAGGGCUACCAGAUGAUGUUCGGCGCUGGCAACAUCUUCAAGGAUCGUAGUUACGCUUUAUCGGCAAACGCUUGGCAGUAUAAUGGAUGGGAGAUAUCACCCCCUCAAACGUUCGUCUCGACCAAAAAUGAGACUCAACAAAUCCUCGAGGACAUGAUCCGAUAUGAGUUCAAUGCUACCUUCAACUCGGAUGUCCUGCAGGCUACGACCUGGUUGAAUGUUUGGCCUGUUGAUGAUGUGGCGAUUGUUAUGUAUGUGAAUAGUCCGCAGGAGAUCAUUGACAAAGCGGUGCUCAACUACAAACGCAAAGAUACGACAGUUAUUGUUGCGAUGGGAGGACAAAACCUAUCCGGUCUCGGUGCCGAGGUGGUAAACAGCAAUGCCGAUUGGAUUGCCUACGGACUAGGCAAUAUCUGCGCAAAGUUGAAUGGUCUACCUCCCCACAUUCCACCCUCGCGCCUGGCCCGCCGUGUCGAACGCUAUAUGUCGUCGACGGGACUAGUUUUCGAAAAACAGAGGGCAACGAUUCGGGACUCCGGGAAAAUUCUAUACGACUCGAACAGCUACGCGUUUGGUGGUAACUACUGGGUGUAUGGAGGGAACUUCCGGCCCGCAGACGUUCCCCUAACUUUCUAUGCAAAUGAUGUUGCAUUCGGUAAUGCUGUGCAUGGUAUGACAUCCCCAGACGGAUUCACAACCGGAAAUAUAGAAAUCUUACAGCCGAACAUCAACAAUGCCGGCAAGAACUACACGAGCCAGUGGCGAACAUUGGCUGUUGGGUUGAGAGAUAAAAUGGAUCUAAGUAUGAUUGGAAAAGCGUCUUCAAUGGAUCCAGCGGUACUCGGAAAUGAUCUCCUAGGAAUGUGUCAGCAGCUACAGGGAUGGACGACACACCCUACCACUCUUCCUCCUACUACGACGCCUUGGACAACACAGCCACCAUUGCCACAGUGUGAAGUGUACUUUAUCCUUGACGGGUCUAACUACGGCAUUAAAUACGCAGAACAACAACGGCAAGCCGUUCUGACGGCCGGCAAGAAGAUGUUCGCCGAACUCGACUUCUACACGAACCUUUGGAUGUAUACAAAGAAGUCGAAGGACGGCGAAUUAUCAUACGGAAUUAUCUAUGAAGAGGGCCGAUUUGUUAACUUAACGUGGGCCCAGAAUUUCACUGGAGGAAGCGAUUCUAUCGUCGAUGCCAUCAAAUGGCUAAACGAUCCACGACUCUAUUCUUGGCCGUUGAUGGUGGUUUUUUCAGGGAGCGACGACGCUCAAAUCCGAAAUGCCAGCUCAACGUUCAUUAGGAAGGAGUUCACGAUAGGAGUUUCAUUAACAGACGCAAGCAUGGAACCGAUGGCUGACCAUAUUGCAACUUUGGAUAAUCUUCCAGACGUUUUAUUAUCCGUUUGUUUGAAUCCGCCUACGCACUACCCGCCACCAGCAACAACUACAACGGCUACACCAAAGUUAAAACAGAGAAGACCUGAGUUAGCUAUACCGGAAUUG
This is a messenger RNA of Mesorhabditis spiculigera, 2826 nucleotides long. NCBI's taxonomy places the organism in Eukaryota, Metazoa, Nematoda, Chromadorea, Rhabditida, Rhabditidae. The record is from the annotation of a GenBank genome assembly.